AUGAAUGAUGGAUUCCACGACCAUAAUCAUCAUGGACAUCAUCAUCCUUAUCACGGACUGACAGGAGUUGCACCUCUGAUUUAUUUUCAUCAUGGAAGUUUUUCUCCAUCGGCAAUAGCUGGUAUGAUUGUAGUCAGUGUUCUGAGUAUGCUCAGUGUGGCUGUUGUUUGUUGUGCCUUGGUACGCUAUCGGCACAAAUUCUCCCGAGAAUCUAAGCGCCAAAGUUCGUCUCAUGGAGACCCCCUCAGCAAGAUGGAGAAAGGAGCUGGGUAUGAAUUUAACACAACUGAACACUUGUUAAAGGAGGAACAGGGAAGCAAUAAGAAAGGAACCGGAAACAAGUCAGACCCUGUUGAAAACAAGUUAAAGGCUAGUCUAAGGAAACAGCAAAGUGACCCCCAGGGACAUGCUAAAAAAGUGAAAUCUGAUGAGUCGCUUUUGGCAAAUUGGGAGGAUUAUCUGGAGAAAAAAAUAAAGACACCGAGGAGCUUUUCCCAAGGGUAUGCUGCGGGGACUGAAUUCAGUGACGAGGAAUCUGCUAUGGUGGAGAUCGACUUGAAUUAA
Molecule: messenger RNA, 564 nt
Organism: Pocillopora verrucosa
Lineage: Eukaryota; Metazoa; Cnidaria; Anthozoa; Scleractinia; Pocilloporidae
Source: RefSeq, a predicted model, not a curated record